This is a messenger RNA of Metopolophium dirhodum (rose-grain aphid), 1793 nucleotides long. RefSeq names its product programmed cell death protein 10 (gene Ccm3). The coding region runs from base 371 to 1006 and encodes 211 amino acids. The record is from RefSeq and is a predicted model, not a curated record. Gene Ontology annotation, cellular component: FAR/SIP/STRIPAK complex; Golgi apparatus. Gene Ontology annotation, molecular function: protein kinase binding. NCBI's taxonomy places the organism in Eukaryota, Metazoa, Arthropoda, Insecta, Hemiptera, Aphididae. Gene Ontology annotation, biological process: regulation of Golgi organization; positive regulation of MAP kinase activity. The transcript is spliced from 5 exons.
UCUUUUUAUUUUUUCUUGUUUUCGUCCCCCGAACCAGAAGUGCUUCACUACGGUACACGAAUUUUUAUUCCGUUGAUAGCGUUGGUUUUUUUUCGAUUUCCCCGUACACAACGACAACGAAAAGUGUCCACGACAAACAACAACGGCACCGCCAACAGCAUCGUCGUCGUAGUUUGCGUGACGGCCUUUAAGAAAUCAACGGACGACAUGUAACGCGGUCACGACCGUUUUUCGAUUCAAUCUAAACGACUGCCGAUCGCGGACGCCCCGGGGGCCGUACAACAACGUCCUGUCUGGCCGACGGUUUCCAAACGUCUUCGGAAAAAGAUCUGAUGUCCGUCGUAUUGCUCCAGUUCAACUCUGUCGCUAAAUGAUGAAAAUGAGCGACGAAACGCCAGUCAGUUCUCUGGUUCUACCAGUAUUGAUCAGGCCGAUUUUGUCUCAGUUAGAGAAACGCAAUGUUUCUGCGUCGCAAACUCUACGGUCAGCAUUGUUUAAAACAGAAAAUACUCAUCCAGGGUUUGCGUAUAAUUUGGUUGCUGGAAUAAUGAAACAAGGUGAUAUUAGUAUUAAUAUGAAUGAGAGUGUUUUAAGACUUCAAGGCACAGUUUCUGAUCUAGAAGGUGGUGAAUAUAGGUUAAAUAGAUCUGAAGAUGCAUUUCAAGAAUUAAAUAAAAAGUCUAUGGCUUUAAAAAGAAUAUUAAGUCGCAUACCAGAUGAAAUCAAUGAUCGUAAAACCUUUUUGGAAACAAUUAAAGAGAUAGCUAGUGCUAUAAAAAAAUUACUUGAUGCAGUAAAUGAAGUAUCUGCAUAUAUUCCAGGGCCUAGUAACAAACAAGCAUUAGAACAGAGAAAACGUGAGUUUGUUAAGUAUUCCAAACGGUUCAGUAAUACACUAAAAGAUUACUUCAAGGAAGGACAUGCCAAUGCAGUAUUUAUCAGUGCCUUAUAUUUAAUUCACCAAACAAACCAAAUUAUGAUAACCGUAAAAAGUAAAUGUGAAUAAAAAUGCUCUUAUAUUUCAAUUAAUAAUUAAGCAAUGUAAUACAUUCCACUACCAAUUAUUUAUUACAAUUAUUGUUCUCAUAGGAAAAAAGGAAACAAUGUUAUAUAGUUUUAAAAUAAUGUCGAAUUAUAUUAUUAAUAUCUAUAUUGUAUUUGCUAUUUAAAUACAUUGUCAUAUUUAGAAAAUUAUUUAUAAAUAACAUUAUUUUUACAAAUACUUUUGAUUGAUUUAUGGACAAUAUUGAUUUGGUUUUGAGUUUAUGGGUUUGAAAACCUUGGUUUUAUUGAAGUCAAAUUUCUACUUUUUUUUUCUCAAUAUGUUUUAAUUAGCAAAAUCUUAUUACAAAUUAUAAUAUGUUAUAGCAUUUGUCCAAUACGGAAAAUAUUUUUCUUUGUUAACAUUUGAUUAUGAUUAUGAUUUGAAUUACUAUCAACAGUGUUAACUCACAACUAUUAUUUUAUACAUUUAUUAAAUAUUCUUAAAUGUUAUAUUUUUAUGCACCAGUAUUAUAGUAAAGAAUUGUGAUUAAGUACAAGUUGUACCAAUAAUAAAUUCUGAUAUCAUACAUAAAAGAUAGUGUGUUGAGUAUCAAAAUACAAUUAUUACCAUUAUUUAUUAUUAUAACUAAAAUAAACUGUAAAAUACAAUUUUUAUUUUUGAAAUAAUUAUAAUGUUUAAAACUUUUCAAAGCUCUAUUUUUAUUUAUAAUGAAUAAGCAACUGUUAACCCUUAUCAUAAACAUAUUACUAUUUACCCAACUAAUGUAUUGUAACUGUAUUAAUCAUAU